Messenger RNA from Acyrthosiphon pisum (pea aphid), 2966 nucleotides. It is a transcript of the gene wg, whose product is annotated as Wnt family member 1 wingless. Gene Ontology annotation, biological process: neuron differentiation; cell fate commitment; multicellular organism development. The transcript has 4 exons. Gene Ontology annotation, cellular component: extracellular region. Gene Ontology annotation, molecular function: frizzled binding; cytokine activity. NCBI's taxonomy places the organism in Eukaryota, Metazoa, Arthropoda, Insecta, Hemiptera, Aphididae. The record is from RefSeq and is a predicted model, not a curated record. The coding region runs from base 400 to 1704 and encodes 434 amino acids.
GCCCGAGAUGUCGCGCAUUCACGAUCAGUCGUUCUGCUCCGCCGGACUGGGGUGCGUUCAUCUGAUUGUAUCACCGCGCAGUGUUGUAUAAUUUACUCGUGUGUUCCAAUCGUUCGCAGACUCCCGGGAAAAUUCGUUUCUCCGAGCGUCCCUCGUUCAUAUUAUUUCGCAUAAGAAUAAUACUAUUAUAAAACUGCUGAAGUCGUUAUUCGAAUUUUUUCGUUUUCAUUUUCGGUAAUUUUUUUUUUUUCGUCUCCGUGUCUUCUUAGCCACCCCCGAGAGGAGGGCGCCUAAAGACCCGCAAGCGGUAUUCGUGUUAUCGUCGUUCGCCGGUCCCAAUCACUUCGUGCUGACGGGACAUUUUUUCCACCCCAUAUCUGUGGCACCUAGACAUGUGACAUGAAGACCACAAUUGUAAUCAAAACAAUUGUACUGAUGACCCUUGUGGUCGAUGGAAUCUCCAGAGCUUACGCCAAACACCGCGAAGGAAAAUACAAAGGCACCCAUUGGUGGGGAAUUGCAAAAGCUGGCGAACCUAAUAAUUUGGCUCCUAUGACCCCUGGCUUGAUGCUCAUGGACUCGUCAUCGUUAACGUUACUGCGCAAUAAACAGAGGAGGCUGAUCCGCGAACAUCCGGGCGUAUUACAAGCAAUCAGCAGAGGCGUCAAUAUGGCACUGCAAGAGUGUCAGCACCAGUUCCGGAACAGGCGUUGGAACUGUUCAACCAAGAACUUCUUAACUGGCAAAAACUUAUUUGGGAAAAUUGUGGACAGAGGUUUCAGGGAGACGGCAUUCAUCUACGCGAUCACCAGCGCGGGCGUGACGCACGCGGUGUCCAGGGCGUGCGCGGAGGGCGUGAUCGAGACGUGCACGUGCGACACCACGCACCAGCGGCGUGGCCCGUACAUCCAGAACUCUGUUCCGGGCGUCAAGGACUGGGAGUGGGGUGGUUGUUCGGACAACAUAGACUUCGGGUACAAGUUCUCCAGGAUGUUCGUGGACACUGGCGAGCGGGGUCGCAGCCUCCGGGAGAAGAUGAACCUGCACAACAACGAAGCCGGCCGCAUGCAUGUACAAUCGGAGAUGAAACAGGAAUGCAAGUGUCAUGGCAUGUCGGGCUCGUGCACGGUGAAGACGUGCUGGAUGAGACUGCCUAUAUUUCGUUCGAUCGGCGACAACCUCAAGGACAGGUUCGACGGCGCGUCCAGGGUGAUGGUCGGCAACGCGGGCGGUCUUCGCAGGAUGCGGAGCGAUGACAACACGCCAAAUAGUCACUACGAACAGGAACAGCAGCAGGAACAGCCGCAAGACCAACUUACGCAACAGCAGCCGCAACAGAACGGCGGCGGAGGCGGUGUACGCGGACGGGGCAGAAGGCGCGGCGGUGGCCGGAACAGAUACAACUUCCAACUGAAACCGUACGACCCCGAUCUAAAGGCACCCGGCACCAAGGACCUGGUGUACCUGGAAACGUCACCCGGGUUCUGUGACCCGAACCCACGUCUGGGCGUACUUGGCACGCACGGUCGCCAGUGCAACGAGACGUCCCUCGGCUUGGACGGGUGCGACCUGAUGUGCUGCGGCCGUGGCCACAAGACUCACCAGGCUCUGGUGUCCGAACGGUGUAACUGCACUUUCCUGUGGUGUUGCGAGGUCAAGUGCAGCGUGUGCCAGUACAGGAAGACAGUCAACACGUGCCAGUAGACCACGCACAGCACGCGACUGCAUUGCGGUCGCAACCGUGGCGGCGGUAGCGCGGGACCAGCUGGCGGCGCUUAUAUGACAUCAUUCCAUUCAUCCAUCAUUCCUAACGCAUGUAUAAUGCUAUUAUACUCAAUUUACAUCAUUUACGUACAACUGUGCACUCAACACGUGCGCGUCUAAACGUAAAUCAUUUAUUUUUUACGAUUUCUGUUCAAUAACAAUUUUACAUUAUCCAUUUUAUUUUUAAUAAUAAUUAAUAUUUAUAUUCAUAACGCGUUUUCUUUACGCGCGAUCGUUGAAAAUGAAUACACUCGACGUAUCACUCACACCGUCCGCACAAUAUCUCAGCUGUGGCCAAAAUUCCGUCCGCUCCGUUGCCGUUUUUCGAAACGUAUAGUAUGAGUGAAACGGGCGAACGGCAUUGUGCGUCGUGAAUUUCGUUUUGAACGAUUUUUUUUUUUUUUUUUAAUUAUUGUAAUACUUCUACUUUCUAUUUUCAAUUUUUUUUUUAUAAAAAUAUUAUGACACCGGCAAAACCCAGAAUGCAAACCGUUAUUCCACACUUUUUUUUGAAUGUGUACAUCCUGCUACACCAAACGUUUGUUUGUUUUUUUUUUUUAUAUAAAUCUAUAGUAGGCUAUAGACAAUAAAACAUGAAUUCAUAUUUCAAGUUUCUAUUGUAAUUUUGUAAUUAUUGUGCAGACAUUUAAUUUAUUAUUAUUAUGCGAUUUAAUUUAUUAUCAUUUUUUUUUUUUAUAUAAGCAAAUUAUGGUUGUUUUUUUUAGUAUUUUUUUUUUUUAGUAUGAACUGUAUUGAGUUUUCUCUUAACUAAUAUAUACAUUUUUUUUAAUUUGUAUUUUUUUAAUUAUUAUUAUCAUUACUAUUAUUAUUGGUUACAUUUAUUCUAAUAACUGUAGUAGUAUUCUUAUUUAAAAGUUUAGUUCCUUUAGCUAUAUAUUUAUGUAAUUUAAAAUAAAAUUGAAAAAAAUAGAUAAAAAGUUUUACACAAAACGCGAUCCUAUACAUUGUAAAAUAAUAUAUAUAUAUAUUAUUUAUAUAUAUAUAUAUAUAUUUAUUAAUAUAUUUAAUACAAAAACAAAAAUAUAAAAAUUGAAAGUUUUAUUUGUAUACUAUUUAAUAAUCAUUAUAAUUUUAGCUAAAGUACUCAACACUAUACCUAGUUCUCCGACGAGAUAUUGUUGAAAAAAAACUUUCCUAUAAACAUGUUUUUUGUAAAUAAAUGGUUUUGUAAUAUUUUUGUA